AGAGAGGCAGCAAUACAACUCUGCACACUCCUAGCACACCUUGAAAUAUCAUCAAGCCUGGGGAAAACCUUGUCAGUCCUAGCCUGUGUCACUUUGCCAUAGUGUAUUGUCACCAGGAACAAGUUUGAGGUAGAGGAACCUCAGAAUGAGAUGGAGGCCUCCAGAAGCCAGGGACUUGAAAGGGCUGCCGAAGCCCAAAGUGAGAGCCCCAAGCUGGGGGAGGGAGUGCAACAGGCAGGCUCUCUGAGGGUAAGGGUGGAGGGAAGCGUUUUAACUGUGGACCGGGCUUUGCUGGAGCAGUGCAGCGAGUACUUCCGCGCCCUCUUCCGGUCUGGCAUGAGGGAGAGCCAGGAGGAUGAGCUGCAUCUGAAAGGAGGAGUGCAUGCACGGGGUUUCCUGAUUGCUUUGGCAGUGUGCAGGGGCGAGAAACUUUCUCUACAGGACCCGGAUGAACUAAUAGAGGCCGUGGAAUGUGCUGCCUUUCUCCAGGUGGUGUCACUGUCCCAGCAUCUCUGUGAUAUCAUUGACUCUGACAACUGCCUCCUACUCUACCACGCGGCGGCCAUCUUUGGUCUACCCAACCUGUUCCACUGUGCUGCCCUGUUCCUCUGCGACGCCUAUAGUGACCUGAAGGGGGAGGCAACAAGCACUCUACCUGAGGAGUUGAUACGGUAUGCAGAGUCUUUGUCGCCAGCAUCUUUUGUCGCUUUGGGAACCCACUCACCGUCUAUGGAGCUGCUGAAGGACUCCUUUAGGACCGUGUGUUAUCUGGACGAGGUGGAGGGAGAGUGGAGGCACCUAACAGACCUCCCCACCCACGCCAGCACCUCCAUGGCGGGAAUUGCCGUCCUGGACAACCGGCUGUAUGUGGUGGGGGGUAUUUAUGGCUAUGGCAAAGGCACGGUGGAUGGUGGCUUCUGCUACGACCCAGGGACGAGUACGUGGAGCAUGCUUCCUGGACCCCAACAGCCCCGUGCCGACUUCACCCUUCUGGGACACGAGGGGAAGUUGUACGCCAUCGGCGGUGAGCACCAGAAAAAACUGUCCUCCGCCGAGGCUUAUGAUGUAGCCACAGGAGAAUGGGCGUUUGUGCAGUCCGCACCACGGCCUGUGGCAGCUGUGGCAUGCGCCAUCGCCCGAAGGCGGAUGUUUGUUUGUUUCUGGAGGCCGCCAGACACCACGGAUAUCUACGAGUACAUCCCGGCGAAGGACGAGUGGAUGUUAGCCACCACGAUGAUAAGGCCGCAGAGCUACGGACACUGUAUGGUGGCCCACAGGGACAAUUUGUAUGUGAUGCGCAAUGGGCCCUCAGACGACUUCCUACGCUGCCUCAUGGACCGUUACAACAUCACCACGGGACAGUGGACCGCCAUACCAGGAAGUUACAUCAACACUAAGGGAGCGCUGUUUACCGCCAUGGUCAGGGGUGACUCUGUGUUCACAGUCAAACACAUGCUAACUCUGGAGUAUACCAUUGCUGGGGACACAUGGAAACCCCGUAGGGAGACGAAGAAAGGCUUUCCCAAGAGUGGCUCACUAUGGACAUGCUUACUGAGGCUUCCCAAGGCUGGCCUGUAAUGGUGCACACUGAUAGAGCUGUACUACGGUGCUUGGGGGGGGUUGCUGUAUUAAAGUACGGGUUAACUUCA
Molecule: messenger RNA, 1649 nt
Organism: Salmo salar (Atlantic salmon)
Lineage: Eukaryota; Metazoa; Chordata; Actinopteri; Salmoniformes; Salmonidae
Product: kelch repeat and BTB domain-containing protein 13
Molecular function (GO): protein binding
Source: RefSeq, a predicted model, not a curated record